This is a messenger RNA of Peromyscus leucopus (white-footed mouse), 1723 nucleotides long. It is a transcript of the gene Tmem238, whose product is annotated as transmembrane protein 238. The transcript is spliced from 2 exons. Lineage: Eukaryota; Metazoa; Chordata; Mammalia; Rodentia; Cricetidae. The coding region runs from base 70 to 1431 and encodes 453 amino acids. The record is from RefSeq and is a predicted model, not a curated record.
CCCAGCGGCCAAAGCCCGCCCGUGGCAGCGUCCUGGGCCUGGCGGCGGCUUGCGGGGUUUGCGUGGGCGAUGUUGAGCCACACAGAGCUUUCGCGGAAGAGCCUGGACUUGGCGGAGAUGCGGUCCGGGGGCCUGGGCCGCUGCAGGCGCUUCUUUUGGCUGGGCGUCGCCUUCGACGCGGUGGGUGUGGCGGUGCUGUUCACUGGCGUGUUCGCGAACCUGCUGUUCUACGACAUGCUACUCUAUCUGGGUUCCAUCAUCAUCUUCGUCAGCCUCCUGUGGUGGAUCUUCUGGUACACUGGCAACAUCGAGGCGCUCCCGGAAGACCCCUCGAGGAGGACUUCGCCUCGCGCGGGCGAGGUCGGGAUGCACCGCAGCGGCAGCCUUCGCUUCUCGCUGACCCUCAGGAACGUCUCCAACACCUUCCGGCGGAUCCACCGGCGGCGGCGGCCGCGGCUCCUCCCGAGGGUCCUCCAGACGAUCCGUAGCCUCAGCUCGACCGACCCAGGCCAGCUGGAAGGGAACAGCGAUGCCGGGAGCAAAGGCGGCAGAACUUCGUUACGUCCGGCAAAGCCUGUGUCCGUUCUGAAGCAGCUAGAGCUUUGCUCAGUCCAGGCCUCUAGGAGCCUGCCCCUGGUCCCUUUGCCUGCCCCUCUCUCGGUUUGUACUUCUAGGAGCCAGCCUGUCUUUUCGGUGACCUCACAGGGCUACUCUUCUGGCAACUACUCCCAGAUGACUUUGUCCUCGAACAGUCGUGCACCUGUGGAUCUUGACCCUCAGGGGCACUCUAAGAUCAGUGUGACUUCUCGGAUCUACCCCCUGCAACAGUCAGACAGUCAGAGCCACCUCCUGGUGCCUGUACCCUCUGACAGUUUCCCUAUGGUGCCCAUGAGCUCUCAGAGCCAAAUCCAGAACUCUGUGUCCUCUGACAGUCGUGUGCCUGUGGAUCUUGACCCUCAGGGGCGCUCUAAGAUCAGUGUGACUUCUCAGAUCUACCCUCUGCAACGGGCAGACAGUCAGAGGCACCUCCUGGUGCCCUUUGAAAGUUUCCCUGUGUUGCCCGUGAUCUCACAGAGCCAAAUCCAAGGCUCUGUAGCCCAAGAAAGCCAGCUCCAGAAUCUUCCAUAUGCCUCUCAAACUCAACCUGAAACUGUUAAAGCUUCCAAGAGCCAUUCUUUGGCCAUGGAGGUUCCUGUAGUAAUACCUGGGUUUGCUCAGACUUCUCAAAGUUGUUCUCCAGGUGUCCAGGAGGUUCCUAAGAAUUCAGGUGCUAAAGCUUUGGAGACUUUCCCAGCAACCAGCCAUAAAAUAGCUCUGGACCAGCCUGACCCUUCAUUGCCUGUCUCUGAGGUCACACAUACAAACAGGCAGUGUGACCCCACUGACAACCUUCCAGCCUCCAGGGGAGUGAGGGAAAGUCACUCUUCCUAAUAGGAAUCAGACCCCCGCAUGUCUGCUGAGGUCUUUGCCAAAACUUAAUGGUGUUUCUACAUACUUCACUGCCAACUUGAUAAAAGCACAAGUUCUUACCUUGUUUGAGAAGCUUCUCUCUGGAGUCCUGACCUGUUCCGGAUCAACAGACUGCCUGUAAUCAUUGCCUCAGUACUGGAGACAGCAUUCCAGCCUCCAGUAACAGUGCUAUUUAUUAACAGUACAAUACGCCAUAAUAGACUUUGUUAUUCCAAUGAAACUUUAUUUAAAAUAAAUUGAGUUUAUAAAAAUA